AAGUUCUUUGGCUCACAAUAAACCACUCACGUACUCACAAUGAUUCGCCAAGCAAGUACCGGACUGCAACGACAAAGCAGCGAUAGAACUUUUUUUUAUCUUAGUUCAAAGAUUGAACUGGGGAAGCAAGGAUGCGUGAAUAUCGGCUGUCACUAACAUCGGCCGGGCUGCUCUCGACGUCAACAACACCUUUUUUUUGGCCACUCGAUAUCUAGGUAUUGAAUAUCUUUUAUUGCUAUACGAUUAUUACAUGCGAACAUUACUUUUACGUUGCACAAGCACAAGCACAAACACAAACACGAAACGCAACAGGCGGAAUCAAGCAGGAGUGGCACCCCCCGUUUUGAAAUAGAUGGAUGGAGUCCGCUACUACGUCCCAUUCUAUCAAUGGAGAUGACAUUAGCAAUGGCGCUUCAUUAAGUUAUCCUAAUAACAAUCCUAAUCCUAAUCUUAAUUUCGAUCACCAUAUUACCAUCACACCCCAAUCCCCCGAACCUUCAUCCUCGGCGCCAAAUCCCAACGAAUCCCCCUCAACUUCACCCAUCUCUGCAACAAUCCCCCCUUACUGGCAGCAAUCACAAGCGCGUCCUCUUUCUUAUGUUUCGAUCGAUUCUAUUCAUCCUAGUGGUAUAACGCUUCAGGAUAAUACUGCAGAUGGAGAUGAGGAGGGAGAUGCAAAUGGGAGGGAUAAAAAUGAAGCUUGUUGGGCGAGGAGUGUAGUAAUUGAAGAUUAUGUGGUUGUGAAUGGAAGCGGGAUUGGGGGGAUGGCAAAGAUGGGUAAGGGACUUGGGAUUGGCGGGGGCAUUGGAGGAGGUAUCGGUGCAUUUGUCGUUUGGAAUGUUAGGGUUGAUACAUUGGAGGUUUGUUUUGGUCGUUCAUUUUUUUCAUGGCCUCUCUUCCCUUCUUCAUUCUGUAUAUCUUUCAUCUCCUAUUAUUUUCAUAAACCUUUUGGAUUUGAAACCUCUGCUUACUUCUCUUCUACUCUUCAAAAUAGGGCACUCCAAUCAUAAUUCGCAAGCGCUACAGCGAAUUCACAGAUCUGAGAACGAAACUCCUACGUACAUUCCCUAAUUCUACGACCACAAUACCGGAGUUACCGAGGAAAAGUGUGAUAUCAAAAUUCAGGCCGAAGUUUUUGGAAAAUAGGCGGAGUGGUUUACAGUAUUUUCUCAAGUGAGUGUUUCUCUCUUUCUGGAAGAGGGAGGGAGAGUGGGAGAGGUGUGCCAGAAAGGAAAUAAGAGUAUGGACGAAAGCAAGUAAAUCCAACCAGCUAAUCAUGAGGAAUAUAGUUGUAUAUUACUUAAUCCCGAAUUCUCGAGUUCGCCCGUAUUGAAGGAAUUCCUCUUUUCAUAAGUCGAUAAGUCAAUUAUGAUAUGAGGCAUCAGACGAAGAAGAGAUAUAAUAGCGGUCUGUACGUUGAGCAGGUAUGGCGUUUUAUUUUGGUAUAUACGGUGUAUGAGGAUAUCUGGAUAUGAAUUAAAUAUCAAGCAAAAGCGAGCAAGUUGUUUAUUUAUUGGGUAUUGCUCUAUAUAUGUCUUGGAGGUACGUAUUUAGUUUUUAGCUGUUUUGGAAGAAUGAGGUGCCCAGUUUGGGAUUGGAGUGUAUGCUUCACGCAUUCGCAUUCGAGGAAGUGAUAGUUCAUAUAUAUUGUAUCGUGGCCCUAUGUGAUAUCUGGAAGAUAGAGAAUAAUUGAUGGAUGAAUGAAUGAAUGCUACUUGAGCCGGAAAAUU
This is a messenger RNA of Sclerotinia trifoliorum, 1730 nucleotides long. The record is from the annotation of a GenBank genome assembly. NCBI's taxonomy places the organism in Eukaryota, Fungi, Ascomycota, Leotiomycetes, Helotiales, Sclerotiniaceae.